AUGGCUGCUUUCUUCGCAUGGGCUUCUUCACCAUUAUCUCCUUCUUCGUCGAAGCCCAAAAAAGUGACGACAGACCGUCUGUCCGCCGUUAUUGACGCCGUCAAUGACAGUAAACUCCCUCCCGAACUCCGUGGCCAACGCAAUAACGUCAGGACUGAAACUGACAUUGUAAAUGUUGUUGAGAGACGUGUAUGGAAUGCCAUGGAAGAAGGUCAAUUCGAGAAUUUGCCAGGGAAGGGAAAGCCCUUGGACCUGAGUAGUAAUCCUCAUGUUGACCCAGCUGAAGACACUUUGUAUAGAAUACUCAACAAAAAUGGAUGUGCUCCGGAGUGGGUUGAACUCAAUAAGGAGAUAAGGAAUAAUAUUGCGGAGUGGCGUGUAGGCCUAAAGAAAGCCUGGAAACAUAAAGGCAGUCGAGAUGAGGCUAAAUGGGUUGAGUGUUCAGAGGCUCUAAAAUUCCAGCUGCGGGGCAUCAAUGAUAAGGUGUUCCGUUACAACCUCAUUGUUCCCUUUGGCCGUCAGAUGUGUGGACUAAAGUGGGAGAAAGAACUCGACCGCUUGAAUGAUGAAAGUCAGAUGGCAAAAUGA
Fraxinus pennsylvanica is the source of this 588-nucleotide messenger RNA. Lineage: Eukaryota; Viridiplantae; Streptophyta; Magnoliopsida; Lamiales; Oleaceae. The record is from the annotation of a GenBank genome assembly.